Molecule: messenger RNA, 1080 nt
Organism: Nilaparvata lugens (brown planthopper)
Lineage: Eukaryota; Metazoa; Arthropoda; Insecta; Hemiptera; Delphacidae
Exons: 12
Coding region: 54-938 (294 amino acids)
Source: RefSeq, a predicted model, not a curated record
UGCUAGCACGUUUUUGCGAUUUACAAAAACAUCAACAAAAACCACCAUUAAUAAUGAGAUCUCUCGACAGACUCCUUGAGCUGGAAAAGGAGAGAAAGGAGAGAUGGGAGGCAUUUCAGAGAUCUUCGGCGCAGUUGUUGGAAGCCUGCAGCGCUCUUGAGAACGCACAAAAGCGUCCCCGUGAGGAAGAAGUUCCUCUUCCCCCACAAAAAAGGCAGAGAUCAGAUGAACCAACCCCAGCCAGAACUCAACCAGAACUCAACUCAGCCGGAACUCUACCAGCCACUCAACCAGAGCUCAGGCGGUCGGCUCGCUUAGCUGCGAAAAGACCCAUUAAUUAUAAUGAGACUGUGCUCUCUCUCCAAGGACGUCCAACUCCACAGAAGAGACGGCGACCCAACCCUGAUCACCAUAUUAUAGAGGAGCAACAAAAAGAAGAGGAGCAAAGACUGCAGCAGCUGCAGUCGGAGCUGCAGGCGGAGCAGCUGUUGCAAGAACAGCCACAACAGCAGGAUGAGCUUCACGGACACGAACCAGGGACAAUAAUGUGGGGUCGUUUGGGGAAACUUCCCCACAUCCCUUGUGUGGUUUCCCCAGACACAACAGGUCAUCACUUUGACGUGAAGGUGUGCGCGAAAAGGGUGGAGAGACGCCAGAACGUCAUGUGGCUCGACCGUUCGGGCCGUCACAGCUGGGUGGGGGCGUCUGCCCUCACCCCCUUCAACCCCCUGACGGCCGACGGUCGGGUCGAGCCAUACGAGGCACUCAAGGCCACCAUCCUCGCAUCAAAGCCGAAGUCGGCCGCCAAGAAGGCCGCUCCAAGACGCCCCCGCCGUGCCUCAAGUCUGGCUGUGAGCCUGGCUUGGGGCAUUGGUGAGGCCCUAAAGUUAAUGUGCCUUCCAAACGCCGAACGCCUUGCCAACCUCCUGGGACAGUAAAUAUUCCAGUAACUGCACAGUCACAAUUCGUCACAGUUCCAGUAACUGCUCCAGCAACAGUUCCAGUACCAGUUCCAGGCACAGUAGCAGCAUGCAGUAAGCUUGUCAUAAAAUUUCAAAUUCUAAGCUUGCCAGUUAUUCA